GGUACAGGGGGUUCAGGGCAGUCUUAAUACCAGAGAAUGAAAACCAGAAGGGACCCACUUUCUUAAACAGGAAAUAGAUACUCCAAAACCACUCCCUGGUCACAGCGCAGAGAGCUGCUAUGUGCUUGCCUUGGAACGCCUCUGAUGCACUAAUCCACAUGCUCUGAGCUGGUUGUUCUCUCCCACGGAGAAGCUGCAGAUUCAGUCUUUGACCUCACACACACAGUACCUGGGCUCAAGGUGCUGAGGAACCCCCAGCCCCCCGACUGAGACUAACUAUAACGUUUUGAAAAGCCUGCAUGGUGGAGACAAAUCAGCCAAAAGAGAUCAAAGUGGCUGGCUGGAGGAGGAUAGGAGGAGGGAAGGAUUCAAGCCAGGCUGCCAGAGAAGAUGGUGGAUUACCUGGCCAACACGGAGAUCAACAGCCAGCGCAUCGCCGCGGUCGAGAGCUGCUUCGGGGCAUCCGGGCAGCCCCUGGCCCUGCCAGGCCGGGUGCUGCUGGGUGAGGGCGUGCUGACCAAGGAGUGCCGCAAGAAGGCCAAACCGCGCAUCUUCUUCCUCUUCAAUGACAUCCUGGUGUACGGCAGCAUCGUGCUCAACAAGCGCAAGUACCGCAGCCAGCACAUCAUUCCGCUGGAGGAGGUGACGCUGGAGCCGCUGCCAGAGACCCUGCAGGCCAAGAACCGCUGGAUGAUCAAGACGGCCAAGAAGUCCUUCGUGGUGUCGGCCGCCUCCACCACAGAGCGCCAGGAGUGGAUCAGCCACAUCGAGGAGUGCGUGCGGCGGCAGCUGCUGGCCACGGGCCGCCAGCCCAGCACGGAGCACGCGGCGCCCUGGAUCCCCGACAAGGCCACGGACAUCUGCAUGCGCUGCACGCAGACGCGCUUCUCGGCCCUCACGCGGCGCCACCACUGCCGCAAGUGCGGCUUCGUGGUCUGUGCCGAGUGCUCCCGAGAGCGCUUCCUCCUGCCGCGCCUGUCGCCCAAGCCCCUGCGCGUCUGCAGCCUCUGCUACCGCGAGCUGGCCGCCCAGAAGCGGAAGGAGGAGGAGGAGGAGGAGGAGCAGAGCGUGGGGUCCCCCCGGCAGCCGGCCUACCUGGCCGGGGCCAUCUGCGGAGCAUCCAGCGGGGACGAUGAUGACUCUGACGAGGACAAGGAGGGCAGUGGGGACGGUGACUGGCCCAGCCGCGUGGAGUUCUACGCCUCCGGCGUCUCCUGGUCGUCCUUCCACAGCUGACCCGAAUCUGCAGCUGUGCGGGAGGGCCUCCCGGGUCCCUUCUGCAUCCAGUCAGACUCCAUUGCCUGUGCUCCUGAGAGAACAGAGUUCCCAGACUGCCCAGCAGCCCCCAGGACCCUGCCCCGUGGGUGGCAGGCGCAGUGGGAAUGGCUCUUUCUCUCUCGGCCCCCAGUGCCUUUGGGCUGGACGUUGGCAGCCUUCUGCUCCACUUCAGGUAAUUCUCUUUCCAGUUAGCAAACCCAAACACUUCGGCCUCUUGGGAACAAAUUUAUUUCUCAGCCCUAUGAGCUGUAGCCCCAGAUGACCCCUUGAACUAGACAACCCCGGGUACCUGUCAGGACCAGAGGGAAGGUAGGACUGGCGCGAGGUCCCCUGUUCUCUGAGGACGUGCACCACAGCACCUGGCCCUGGGACAAGCACACCCCCAGGGAAGACCGGGAGCCCUAGAAACCACCGUCUGCCCGUGCAUCUUGCUGAGGCCCACUGGCCUGGGUGGCUGGGCCUUGUCAGGCCAGGCAUGUGGGCUCACCUUGAGCCAGUCAAGAGAGCCAUGCUCCGAGUACCCACCAGGCUUGGUGCAGCCUGACUCCUGGGGGUCCAGGGCAGUCUGCCCAGGCCUUUGGCCCCAUCUCACCUCUGUCCAGCUGUCCAAGAGUCUGAUGCCUCUCAGUCCAGCCCUCCUCUCUCUCUGUGGCUGGGGAAGGCAGCGUUUUCUGUUAGGACUCUUCACUGCAAGUGACAGAAACCCUACCUAGACUGAUUUAACAAUAAAAAGAACAUUUAUGGACUUGCGUGGUCAAAAAGUUCAGGAGGAUUUUGCUUCAGACAUGGCUUGUGAGGGGCUGAAACCAUGCUGGGUGGCAAAUGUCAACAAUUGUAUACCACGCUGGGUGUUCCUGGGAACAUUGGCAGCAUAGUGGGGUCAGACAUUCACACCACGUGGAUGUGUUCUUGGCUGGUUCCCAAGGAAACCUCGCCAUCCAUCUGGGUACUCUAACCAUGGC
Molecule: messenger RNA, 2240 nt
Organism: Panthera uncia (snow leopard)
Lineage: Eukaryota; Metazoa; Chordata; Mammalia; Carnivora; Felidae
Product: pleckstrin homology domain-containing family F member 1
Exons: 2
Coding region: 391-1236 (281 amino acids)
Molecular function (GO): metal ion binding; phosphatidylinositol binding
Source: RefSeq, a predicted model, not a curated record